This is a messenger RNA of Entamoeba invadens IP1, 1587 nucleotides long. RefSeq names its product aldehyde dehydrogenase, putative. Gene Ontology annotation, molecular function: aldehyde dehydrogenase (NAD+) activity. The transcript has a single exon. The record is from RefSeq and is a predicted model, not a curated record. The coding region runs from base 1 to 1587 and encodes 528 amino acids. Lineage: Eukaryota; Evosea; Mastigamoebida; Endamoebidae. Gene Ontology annotation, biological process: aldehyde metabolic process. Gene Ontology annotation, cellular component: cytoplasm.
AUGGAAGUGAUGGUCUUGGGAUUUUUUGAUGUGGUCAAGGCCAUACUCUUCAUUACAGCUCUUCUAUUUAUUGCACUUAAUAUCAUCAGUUUCAUAUUCAGACUCUUCAGAGCUAAGGGAUACAAAAGGUUUGUUGAGCUGCGCUUGAAGAGUAUUCCAGCAGACCAAGUCUUCCCCAUAGUGAAGCCUGAAGAGAUCGCGACGAUCUGUAAGACUCUCAAAGAAAGUUACAACAGUUGUGCAACACGACCAUUUGAGACACGCAAACAGAUAUUAUACGCACUUUAUCGAAUGCUUUACGAUAACAAACAAGCUCUUGGUGACGCCAUUCGAAAGGAUUUGCAUCGAGACAGACACUUUUCUGUUCUCGAAACUGAAUCUGUCAUUGAAGAAGUGGAGUAUUUGAUUCAAAACAUGGACGCCGAAUUGUCGGACAAGAGAGUGAAGUCGACUGCAGUCCAGUUGUUGGCACAGUCGUUCAUCACACAUGAACCAUAUGGAGUGGUCUGUGUCAUUGCACCAUGGAACUUCCCAAUUAACCUGUCUUUAAUUCCUGUCGCUGGUGCGCUUGCGUGUGGGAAUACAGUCUUCUUAAAGCUUUCCAAGUACUCAUUUAACUCUUCAAAGUUGAUUGCCGAGUUGUGUGAUAGAUACAUCCCUUCAGAGUAUUUAAGAUGUGAAUACAUGUCUGGAAGAGAGAGCAUCCAAGCCUGUUGUGACGCGGACUUCGACUAUUAUUUCUUCACCGGCUCAACAACGGUGGGGAAAUUGGUCCACCAGGCCGCAGCGAAGAAAUUGGUUCCCGUCACUUUGGAACUUGGAGGAAAGAACCCCGUUAUAGUCGACAAAAAUGUCGACUUGAAAACUGCUGCUAAAAGGAUAGCUUGGGCGAAGUGUGUGAACGGAGGUCAAAUUUGUGUGUGUACGGACCAUGCGUAUGUCCACAAAGACAUCUACGACGCAUUCUGUGAAGAGGUCAAAAAGUGCUUUAUUCAGUUCUUUGGGGAAGACGCACAGAAGAGUGACGACUACCCAAGAAUGAUCACAAAAGACGCUGCAGCCAAAAUGAAAGAGAUCAUUGAACAGAGUGACGUGUUCUAUGGAGGUAAUGUAGAUAUCGAAGACAGAUAUGUUCAACCCACUUUAUUGAAAAACGUCAAAAUGACUGAUCUGUCUAUGGAAAAUGAAAUCUUUGGACCUAUCCUCCCUAUCAUUAAAUAUGAAAAUUUGGAAGAAGUCUUUGCUAUGAUAAAGGAACACCCAAAUCCAUUGGCCGCUUAUGUCUUCACAAGUGACGACGCGUUCUUUGAAAAGUUUAGACUGAAUGUUAACUCGGGUGCAUUAUAUAGAAAUGACGCUAUCAUCCAUUUAAUCAACGGAAAUUUACCAUUUGGAGGAAAUUGCCAGAGUGGUAUUGGAUACUACCACGGCAAAUUUACAUUUUCAACAUUCUCAAGACCACGAGCAGUGGUGCAAGCACAUACCUUUAUUGAUGUGCCAUUGAGGUAUUGGCCAUUUACCUAUAUAGCUGAAAUUGCGUUCAAGUAUUGUGCAUUCUGGGAAAUACCAAUUCUAUCGUAUUUAUAA